Panthera uncia (snow leopard) is the source of this 4658-nucleotide messenger RNA. It is a transcript of the gene DHH, whose product is annotated as desert hedgehog signaling molecule. Lineage: Eukaryota; Metazoa; Chordata; Mammalia; Carnivora; Felidae. Gene Ontology annotation, biological process: intein-mediated protein splicing; protein autoprocessing; multicellular organism development. The coding region runs from base 1 to 1008 and encodes 335 amino acids. The record is from RefSeq and is a predicted model, not a curated record. The transcript is spliced from 3 exons. Gene Ontology annotation, molecular function: calcium ion binding; patched binding.
AUGGAAGCAGCUGACUACGAAGUGCUAUCCGUGCGAGAGCAGCUAUUCCACGAGAGGGUUCGCGAGUGCAUUGUGAGUGAGAGUGGUAGUGAGGAGACUGACUCCUUUAUUCCCCGCCAGCGCUGUAAGGAGCGGGUGAACGCGCUGGCCAUUGCCGUGAUGAACAUGUGGCCCGGAGUGCGCCUACGGGUGACCGAGGGCUGGGACGAAGAUGGCCACCAUGCUCAGGACUCACUCCACUACGAAGGUCGUGCCUUGGACAUCACCACGUCCGACCGCGACCGCAAUAAGUAUGGGUUGCUGGCGCGGCUGGCAGUGGAAGCCGGCUUCGACUGGGUCUACUACGAGUCCCGCAACCACGUCCACGUGUCGGUCAAAGCCGAUAACUCACUGGCGGUCAGGGCAGGCGGCUGCUUUCCGGGAAAUGCCACCGUGCGCCUGCGAAGCGGAGAGCGGAAGGGCCUGAGGGAACUGCACCGCGGAGACUGGGUGCUGGCUGCAGACGCGGCAGGCCGGGUGGUGCCCACGCCCGUGCUGCUCUUCCUGGACCGGGACUUGCAGCGCCGGGCCUCUUUCGUGGCUGUGGAGACCGAGCGGCCCCCGCGCAAGCUGUUGCUCACGCCCUGGCACCUGGUGUUCGCCGCUCGGGGGCCAGCGCCCGCACCGGGCGACUUUGCGCCGGUGUUCGCGCGCCGGCUGCGGGCGGGGGACUCGGUGCUGGCGCCCGGCGGGGACGCGCUUCGGCCGGCACGCAUAGCCCGCGUGGCGCGCGAGGAAGCAGUUGGCGUGUUCGCGCCGCUCACAGCACACGGCACGCUGCUGGUCAACGACGUCCUGGCCUCGUGCUACGCGGUUCUGGAGAGUCAUCAGUGGGCGCACCGCGCUUUCGCUCCUUUGCGCCUGCUACACGCGCUGGGGGCGCUGCUUCCCGGCGGGGCAGUCCAGCCGACUGGCAUGCACUGGUACUCUCGGUUCCUCUAUCGCUUGGCGGAGGAGCUGCUGGGCUGAGCGCGGCGGACCCAGAAACCCAGAGGCGCCUGCUGAAACCGGGGCGUUCGGGCUGAGAUCUGGGGAUGUGGGCAGCAGAGGAGGCUGACUGCGGGGGGAGGAAGGGAUAGGGGAAAAAAAUGGAGGCGAGACUGGACUGCUUGGUUUAGGGGCAACCUCCAGCUGAGAGGAGAUCCCUGGUCCUAGGUAGACGGGGUUGAUGGUGGGUACUCCCUGACGAGGACUAUUUCACCUCUUCCCGAGUGCCUCGGCCCCACCCGAUUAUUUUAUUUUAUUUUCUAUUUAUAAAUUGUAAUAUAAUGAUCUGCUUGCCCCGCCUGGCAAGGUGAGGGGCCAGGGCACGGCGUUAACACUGUCUGACACAGCCAGCCAAUCUGACGUCUGACAUUUUCCUACAGGUGGGCUAAUAAAGGGAAGGCUUGCAGGAGCUUAUUGGAAAAUAUCUCUAUUCAGAGAGUAAUUCACCUCCAGAGUGGAGAAAGGGAACUCCGAGGCAAUACCUUCCUUCUGACUCCUCCUACCCCACCCCAGCAGGUCUUCCCACCUGCUUCCUCCCCUCAGAGGGUGGGGCCCAAUUGAUCAGCUCCGGAUACCAGGAGACCAGAUGAGUCAUACCCUUUUCUAGACUGUUGGUCCCUUCUCUCACCAUCCUUCUGCCCCGACGGUUCCAUACAGAAUGUUGGAGGGAACAGGGUUGUUGAAGGAGCAAGAGGGUCCAGGAACGUCCUUUCUCAUUCAUAUGGGUUCCAGCAAGGUCUCUGGCCAUUGACUUACUGAUGCCCAGAGAAUUCUGGUCCCUGAUUGUUAGCCUGCAAUCCUGGUCCCUUCCCAAAGGCCGUGAAUCAACCCCAUUCCCAUUCUACCCUAGUGUCAGGGUCUGGAUGGGUCCCGUGUUUUAUUCUGGGAUGCCACUGGACCAACUGAUGACCCUUGGGAAUCCCUGGCUAAUUUAUAACUGAUAGUUCCCACACACUCUUGGUCAGGAGAAAGAACGGGCACAGAGGGCUGGAACCUACCUCUCCUGAAGGGCUGUGGGCAGAGAACAGCUUCAAGCCCUGGUGUAUGUGUUUGGGGGUACAAGGGGAGGCUCUCCAAGCAAGAGCAUAUAGGUAUUACAACCUGAGUCCCCUUCUUUUUUAAUCUUAUUUAUUAUUAGUAGUAGUAGUAAUCUCUACACCCAAAGUUGGGCUGGAACUUGUGACCCUGAGAUCGAGAGUCUCAUGCUCUUCCGACGGAACCAGCCAGGCACCCCCCCCCCCCCAAGUUCCCUUCUUGAUCACCUGUCCUAGUUGUUUCUACUGGCUUCCUUCACCAUCUCCUCUUCCUCCCCCUGUUUUCUCUCUCUCUCGGCUUUCUUCCCUGGCCUGGGUGUUCCUGGAAACUUCAGGUUCCAAUGCAGCAGACAGGCAGGAAUUCAGGUGCCCCUGAGUUAAGAAUGGAAGCUCUGAGGAAGCUGGGCCUCAGUGGAAGGGUAAUGUCUGGGGUCUGGGGGAUGGAGGGGUUUGGUGGUACCACUGAGGAGCCAGCCCUUGCCUGUCUCAGCUGUGCACUCACAGUCCACAGGGUCCCUGCUUUACACCGCCCCCUGGUGGCUUUCAGGAUCAGUUCUCUUCCAGACCACAGGAAAGAGAAUUAUAUACUGCAGGGAUGGGUGGACUGACAUGCGCAGAGGAGCCUUAUCUCAGGAGGUGAAAGAUGGUGUGCAGGGCUUGGUAAGUUGCCAGGGUUGAGCCACAGGUGUCAAGGGCUGGUGAGGAGUCCACACGCCUCACCUUUGGAAAAGUCUUCCAAGCCUGGCAUUUUUGCAUCCCUUGUGCCUGGUUUAGCUCUGUGGCUCCCAGUUGCUGAAGGUAUAGUUGUAGCCAGAUUCUGUGAAGAUCCAAGUAGCCAGCUCAUCUCCCUCACCUUGUGACACUUGAGUUCAAUGUCUGGAGGUCAAAGCAUACUUAGGGUUCCAGGUAGUGCUUGAGAAAGGCAACAUUUGGAAGCAGAAUACGUUUACUUUUAAUGUCCUUCCACUCAGUAUUUCCUUCAAUCCAUACCAGGUACCCGUUGCCACCUUCCCCUCCCUUUUCCUAAUCUCAGAAACAUAAUCCAAGCUGUGGAUCUUUCCCCAGAGCAUGGCCUCGAAGUCAGGCAGACCUGCAGGUAAUGAUACCACCCCGAGAGGAUUGUUGACAAGAUGAGUGUAUGUGCCAAUGUGGAAUAGGCACUCAGUCCAUGUUUUCCAUGAUCUGCUCCAUUUCUCACUGCCUUUGCUGCUUUCUAUUCUCUGUCUACUUCUCUACUCACCACUCCACCAGAAGCAGGAUUUAUCCAUGAUUCCCAAAUAUUUUGGGGGUCGUGUUGCCCCUAUAAUGGUUUCAUUUCAUAACAUUCUUUCAGAAGGUGCUGUGUGAAAGAUUUGGGUUUGCUUUAAAACUAAAGUAUAAUUGGCUCGGUCAGUUAAGCGCCCAGCUUUGGCUCAGGUCAUGAUCUCUCAGUCUGUGAGUUGGAGCCUCACAUCGGGCUCUGUGCUGACAGCUCAGAGCCUGGAGCCUGCUUUGGAGUCUGUGUCUCCCUCUCUCUCUCUGCCCCUCCCCUGCUCACACUCUGUCUGUCUCUGUCUCUCUCAAAAAUAAAUAAACAUUUUUAAGAAAUUUAAAAAAAAACUAAAGUAUAAUUAAAAGUAAUCUUGUUUUGAGAAUUUACAGAGCAUUUUGUAACCUUGGCAAGACCUCUCUGCGUACUGGGAAACCAGAGUUGAGAACCACUGUUUCAAGGUUCAGAUGACCUUUAUAAGCCCUCAAAUCCAGACAUUUCACCCCCCCCCCUUUCUUCAAGCAGGAGUUACUUAACAUCUACAGUGUAGUGCUGUAUUACGCAUGAAAAACACACAAAAUAUUAAGAAACAGCUUCCUCCAUGGAGGAGUACACUUAAAGGUAUAAGAUGGUUAACUACCAAAUCAACAUUGUUACUUAAUCAGGAUGAAUUGAAUGGGUGGGAAAUGUCAUCAAAGUACAGGGAAGACCUUGUGAAGACAGCGAGGCCUGGAUAGAACGUUAAAGCGUGUAGGUGGUAGAGACCAGAAAGGGCAUUCCAGGCAGAAGUAACAACAUGAGCAGCGACUCGGAAUCUGGAAGGAAGAUGUGCAAGCUGGCUACAUGUAGUUCCAGUUGGGGAGUGGAACUACGGGUAGCAAAUGUUUCUUGAGAACUUACCAUGCAUCAGGCCCUGUUCUAGCCCUUUAUAUGCAUUCUCAUUCCAUCCUUAAGAUAACCCUGUGGGGUUAUAUCACAGAUGAGGACACCGAGGCAAAGAGAGGUUUAAGUCACUUGCUCAAGUUACCACAGCUGGUAAGUAGUAGAACGGGAGCAGGAAUAACAAGAAAUAAGGUUGCCUUGAUGGAUGGGGCCACCUCCUAUAGGCUCUUAAGUUGUUGACUCUUGGGGCGCCUGGGUGGCUCAGUUGGUUAAGCGUCAGACUUCAGCUCAGGUCAUGACCUCUCGGUCCAUGAGUUCGAGCCCAGCAUCGGGCUCUGGGCUGAUGGCUCUGAUGGCUCUGAUGGCUCGGAGCCUGGAGCCUGCUUCUGAUUCUGGGUCUUCCUCUCUCUCUGCCCCUCCCCCGUUCAUGCUCUGUCUCUCCCUGUCUCAAAAAUAAAUAAACGUUA